Messenger RNA from Acanthosepion pharaonis, 792 nucleotides. Lineage: Eukaryota; Metazoa; Mollusca; Cephalopoda; Sepiida; Sepiidae. The record is from the annotation of a GenBank genome assembly.
AUGGAAUCCCCUGCACUCGAACCGCCAGCGAUUUCAACGAUGCAAGAGGCCCAAGAGAUUUUUCCAGCCAACAGAAAAAUGGAAUGCCCUGAAAUGAUGGAACCUCUUAGGUCAGCAACCGUAGAAUGCCCCCAAAAUGUCGAUUCCUUGAUGGCGCCUACAGUCGAAGAAUCUUCGAAAACAUCUGAAGAAGAAUGUCAGAAAGACGAAGCAGAUAUUUCUAUGUCUGCGACGACUCAGGAACAUGACCAAAGUUUGGAUUCUUCGACGUCGGCAUGUGAAAUCUAUCCCAUGGAAGCAACGUGUGAGUCGAAAUCUUCCAAUGGAACAGAACCUUCAGAAGAAACUGUCAUGGACGCAAGCGGGGAUAUGGAUCCUGAGAAUAACGUCGAAUCAUUUGACCAAAACGAGAUAAAACAACCUAGUGGUUCCAGUUUCGAAACGGCAUCAGUGCCAAGUAUGGACUCUUCGGAGGAAACUCGGCAAGAUGCAGAAAACCAGGGCUUUACUGCCAAUGAAUGUUAUCAAGCAGAACCUAUUCAGACUCCGACUGUUGCAUACCAGGAAAGUAUCUUAGAAUUGCCAAUUUCAACCACAAUAGAAUAUUCUGAUAACGUAGAAAUGUCAAAGACAGUUACCGUUCCGGUACAGACAAUUUACCCAAUUUUACAACGAAAGGAAUGCCCAGAAAGUCUUGAAGAAGACUCGGAAUUUGACCGCGAAGAAAACACGGAAAUUCCAAUGGUUCCGUCCCCUGAAAAUGAACUGCCAUCUGAAGGGCAAGUGAGUUAA